Gekko japonicus is the source of this 4362-nucleotide messenger RNA. Its product is annotated as multidrug resistance-associated protein 6-like. Lineage: Eukaryota; Metazoa; Chordata; Lepidosauria; Squamata; Gekkonidae. Gene Ontology annotation, biological process: transmembrane transport. Gene Ontology annotation, molecular function: ABC-type transporter activity; ATP binding; ATP hydrolysis activity. The record is from RefSeq and is a predicted model, not a curated record. Gene Ontology annotation, cellular component: membrane.
AUGACUGUGGCAAGCUGGUUGUGCAGUUCCUGGGAGGAAUCGGCUGGACUCUGGGACUCGAACCGGACAUGGUACACAGCUAUCCCAAGCUUUACCCCAUGCUUUCGGAAUACUAUGCUGCUCUGGAUUCCAUGUAUCUACCUUUGGGUCUUGUUUCCCUUCUACUACCUUUAUCUCCAGAGAAACAGCAGAGGUUAUAUAAGGAUGUCGGCUGUCUUCAAAUCUAAAAUGGUUCUUGGCCUCACCUUGCUGUUGCUGUGUUUCUCAAGCAUCAUCUUCAUUCUCUGGCAAGCAAUCCAAGGGGUCCCAGAGGCACCCAGAUUGAUCAUCAGCCCUGCUUUACAGAUGGUUACACUGAUACUUGUUGCAUUUCUCACCCAGACGGAACGAUUAAAAGGUGUCCAGUCUUCAGGCGUGCUGCUGAUUUAUUGGUUGCUGUGUUUCUUUUCUGCUACCAUCUCCUUUAGCUCUAAAAUUCAACAUGCCCUGGAAGGUGGCUUCCGAAAUGACCCCUUCCAUCAUGUUUGCUCAUAUAUUUACUUCACCUUGAUCUUAUUAGAGCUCGUGCUCUGCUGUUUCACAGAUCAGUCUCCUUUCUUCUCCCAAGAUGCUAACCAGUGUCCAGAAGGCAGGGCCUCGUUUGUGUCCCAAAUCACUUUCUGGUGGUUUUUUGGGCUGCUCUGGAAGGGAUACUGGCAGCCAUUACAAACAGAAGACCUGUGGUCCUUAAGAAGAGAAAAUACCUCAAAAGAGAUUGUGACUCAGAUUGAAAAGGCAUGGAAAAAGAAUUGCACAACAGCCAAGCAAGUUGCAGAAUCGGUGCAGUUUAGAAGCGAACAAGCAUGGGAAGGGUCUGAAGAGACUUCUGUCCUGCUGCAGACGGAAUAUUGUACAAGCAAGCCACUUCUGAAAAUUCUCUGGAGUAUGUUUGGGCCCAGCUUUCUCCUUGGAACAUUUGGUUUGGUUAUUGGUGAUAUCUUCUUGUUUUUGAUCCCAAAGACACUGAGCCUUUUCCUAGACUUCAUCACUGAUCAAGAAGCUCCCUCUUGGAAAGGUUAUUUCUGUGCCGUGCUGCUGUUCCUGUUGGCUUGUAUCCAAACUCUGUUUGAGCAACGCUACAUGUAUGUCUGUCUGGCUUUGGGAGUGAAGUUAAAGACUGCCAUUACAGGCCUUGUUUAUCGCAAGAUCUUAGUCCUGUCAGCUGCAGCCAAGAAAACAACAACCGUCGGGGAAAUUGUCAACUUGGUGUCUGUCGAUGCUCAAAAGCUAACAGACCUUAUGGUCUAUUUCAAUGGGACCUGGCUGGCCCCUGUACGGAUUAUCAUCUGUUUUGUCUUCCUUUGGCAGCUCCUUGGGCCCUCUGCUUUGACUUCUGUUGCGGUGUUCCUGUUUCUCUUGCCUCUGAACUUUGUGAUCACCAAGAAAAGAAGCCACUUCCAGGAAGUCCAAAUGCAACAUAAGGAUAGUCGUGCCAAACUGAUCAACUCUAUUCUUGGCAACAUUAAAAUCCUUAAGUUGCAUGGCUGGGAAGAGCACUUUACAGGCCAAGUGCUGGACGUCCGAAUGCAGGAACUUAGGGCACUGAAGAUCUCCCAGUUUCUCUUCUCAGCAUCUCUGGCUUCUUUCCACUCCUCAACGUUUCUGAUUGCUUUCAUCAUGUUUGCCGUCUACACCUUGACAGACGAGCACCAUGUCUUGAAUGCCCAGAACGCCUUCGUCUCUUUGGCCCUGGUCAACAUCCUCAACACUGCUCAUUCAUUCCUUCCCUUUUCCAUUAAUGCCGUCAUGCAAGCCAAGGUUUCUCUCAAACGUUUAGCCACCUUUCUCUGCCUUGAAGAGCUGGAGCCACCAGCAGCAGACCGUGAUUCUUUAGACAGCCUACAGGGUCAUAUUGUUGUAAGGAAUGGAACUUUCAGCUGGGGCAGAGAAGAUCCUCCCUGUCUGAAAAGGAUGAACCUCAUCGUACCCCAGGGUAGCCUGUGUGCUGUGGUUGGCCAGGUAGGAGCGGGCAAGUCCUCCUUACUCUCAGCAUUGCUUGGUGAGCUGCAGAGAACAGAAGGCUGUGUGGCCCUGAAGGGCACGGUGGCUUUCGUUCCCCAGGAGCCCUGGAUACAAAAUGCUUCUGUGGAAGACAAUGUCCUUUUUGGGCAAGGGAUGGAAAGGGAAUGGUACGAGAGAGUGAUCGCAGCCUGUGCCCUGCAGCCGGACCUGGAGGGCUUUCCUGCCGGAAGUCAGACUGAAAUAGGAGAUCAGGGCAUAAAUAUUUCUGGAGGACAGAAACAGAGGCUGGGAUUGGCACGCGCGAGGAAUGCCGCGGUGUACCUCCUGGACGACCCGCUGUCUGCUGUGGAUGCCCAGGUUGGCCAGCACAUUUUUGAGCAGGUCAUUGGACCCAAUGGCUUGUUGAAAGACAAGACUCGUCUUCUGGUGACUAAUGCAGUCCACCUUUUACCCCAAGUGGAUGACAUUAUUGUGAUUGCUAAUGGACAGAUUUCCGAAACUGGCUGCUUCCAAGAACUUGUGCAGAGAGGAGGAGCUUUUGCAGAAUUCCUGAGGUCUCACAAUACCAAAGAGAAAGAAGACCAGGCUUUACAAGAACAGCAACUGAAGGGGGCAAUUCUGAGUAGAGAAAUGACCAGCAGGGUCAAGACUGCAGUCUACCUAAACUACCUGCGAGCAGGAGGCUCCGUCUUCUGGGUCUACAUUGUACUUCUCUUUGUCUGUCAGCAGGCAGCCUCAUUUAGCCGCAGCUACUGGCUGAGCCUCUGGGCCAAUGACCCCAUUUGCAAUGGAACGCAGCAGCACACGCAGCUCCGCGUAGGCGUUUUCUUUUUCCUCGGUGUUACUCAAGCUCUCAGCAAGUUUGCGUCGACAGCCGCUGUAUUCCUGGCUGGGGCAAUGGCAUCCCACAAGCUCUUUGCACGCCUUCUACAGGACGUUGUCCGAUCUCCCAUGAUGUUCUUUGAACAAACACUACACCUUCUGAACCGUUUCUCCAAAGAAAUGGACUCUAUUGAUUCCAUCCUCCCAGACAAGCUGAAGUCCUUGCUUGGAUUUAUGUUCCAUCUGCUGGAGAUUUACAUUGCGAUAAUAGUGGUCACGCCAUUAGCUGUUGUGGCCAUCGUGCCCCUGACUGUCUUGUAUGCUGUGUUCCAGAGCUUCUUCAUUGCCACCUCCUGCCAGCUAAAACGCCUGGAAGCCUGCAGCCGAUCCCCGGUCUAUUCCCACAUUGCAGAGACCUUUCAAGGAAGCAGCAGCAUUCGUGCGUACAAAGACCAGCAACGGUUCAUUUCGCAGAACGAUUUCAAUGUGGAUGAAAACCAGAGGGGUGCUUUUCUUGCUGUGGUGGCUGACAGGUGGCUCGCCACAAACAUGGAGCUCCUAGGGAAUAGUGUUGUCCUUUUCGCAUCUUUACUUGCCGUGAUUAGCAUGCCACACCUCAGCCCAGGAAUGGUUGGCUUUUCUGUUUCUUGUGCUCUUCAGGUUACAGGCAUUUUGAACUGGAUGGUGCGUUCGUUGGCAGAAAUGGAGAACAACAUUGUGUCAGUGGAGAGAGUGAGAGAUUACUCAGAGACACUCAAAGAAGCUCCUUGGACUUUGGGUAGCAACUUUCUAAGUGAAAAUUGGCCUGCUGAAGGAAUGAUUGAAUUUAAAGAUUACGGUUUACGCUGCAGGCCAGACUUGGAGUUAUCACUGAAGAAUAUUAACAUAAAGAUCAAUGGACAAGAAAAAAUUGGCAUAGCUGGACGAACAGGGGCCGGGAAAUCCUCUCUGGCAAUGGGCCUCCUCCGACUAGUGGAAGCAGCAGAGGGAGAAAUCUUUAUUGAUGGAAUCAACAUUGCCCAAUUAAGUCUACGUGACCUGAGAAGCAAGAUAAGCAUUAUCCCGCAGGACCCGGUCUUGUUUCCAGAUUCUCUCAGAAGCAACCUUGAUCCUCUGAAUAAGUACUCUGAUGAAGACAUUUGGAUUGCUUUGGAACGGGUUCUGCUGAAGAGUUUUGUUUUGAAUCUGCCUGGCUGUUUGGCCUAUGAGUGCUCUGAAGGUGGUGGAAAUCUGAGUGUCGGUCAGCGGCAGCUUAUCUGCCUGGCACGAGCGUUGCUUCGAAAAGCGCAAAUCCUGAUACUUGAUGAAGCCACUGCAGCGGUGGAUCCCAUGACAGAUCUUCAGAUUCAGUCCACCAUAAAGACUCAGUUCAGGGAAUGCACUGUCCUGACCAUAGCCCACCGUGUUAAGACCAUCAUGGACUAUGACAGGAUUCUAGUGAUGGAAAGUGGUCAGGUGGCAGAAUUUGAUACCCCAGAGACAUUAAUAGCCCGGAAAGGACUUUUCUACAGAAUGGCUGAAGAAUCUGGCCUAGUAUGA